GUUACAGCCAGCAGCUUGGUAUAAACGCUUGAAACAGGGAAACAGCAAGCCUUGCUCUGUUCAACGGUAACCAGCACCUCACUAAUUAACAACAAAUGAUAACAUGUAAAUUGGCAAGUUUAAGAGUUUUCAGCAGGUUUGUUACCUAUGGGCUGAGCCAGGCUAGCUGUUUCCCCUCGGUUUCAAGUCUUUAUGUUGAGCUAAGCCAAACAUCUGCUAGUUCAGACAUGAAAGUGGUAUAAAUUCUUUCAUCUCACUUUUGGCAAAAAAUAAAUAUUACCGUAUUUUUUAUUGUAUAUAGAAUUUACACUCAAAUGCUUUGGCAUAAACUCAUAUACAGUGCUGGUGUAUUUGAUAUUUCAAUGACGUAUAUAGAAAAAUGACAUAAACCUGGAUCUGUGACUCAGUAUUGUUCACGUGAGAAACAAUAAGUUUUUAUAAAAUGCUGUGAAAUGCUAUACAGACAAAAAAAACACAUGAUUUUCUGUAAAUAAGACAUCUACUGCGAGAAAAGAUUUUCCUGUUUCUAGACCCAGGUCAAAAGCAGAAUGUAUGAACCCAGUUUGAUGAGGUCAACUGAUUUUAUUGAAAAAGAGAAAACAGGAUCUUGUGGUUAGUGCACCCUCUGACUCCGCCCACAUAUAAGGGAGAGGUUUCUUAAGAAGCACGUGUAGGGACUUUUGUCAAAGGUGGUAAAUAUCUUCAUGACCAUUUACCUCUGGAGGUAAGUCAUUCAGAUCUUUAAGAAUAUAUGUAUUUUUUUCUAUGUGUGUGAAGGUAGCCUUGUGCCUCUCUCCUUUGUUUUGUGUUUGGAUUUUGUUGUUGAUGUUGAGAGGACUGAAAUAAAAAAAAGUAACAAAAUAAAAAAUAUUUUUUUUUAUAAAAUAAUCUUUACAUUUGACAGUGUAUGUUAGUAUUAGUUUAUGUGUUCAAAUACUGAAUUUAAAUUCAUUUGUAAGCAAAGAUUGAUGUAACUCUCUAUUGUGACAUAAUGGCUUAAUUUAUAUUGUAGUUGUUGAUUUUCAGUCAGAAUUUUUUAUUACAUAUCUGUGACAGUUUAGACAUUUUAGUACAGGAAACAACUCUUGUCUGUUUCAAAAAUAUUUGUCUCCAUUUUCCAAUUUAGAGUCAAAUAUAAAUCAUGAUACCCGUGGUAAAGAAAUCCAAAAUAUGACAACAACAUGCAAAAGGCUGAGAUCAUUUUGCUCGUUAGCAUUAGGCUGUCUCAGGAGAUUUCUGGAGGUUUUAACACUGACUGGUAAAAGUUUAGAACAUUUCAAAUUUAGAGUUUUUCUUUACUUCAGGUUCUAAAAAACAUAAUGCAGUUUGUUUUAACAGCUUCCAGUUUAUGUUCUUAUUUGCAUCUGUGGUAUUUCUGUGACUGAAAAAAUCUCAUUAUGUAAUCUGAAUGUAUUUUAUGCAUUUUUUUGUCUGCAACUCAGCUCUGUUACUGCUGCCUAUUUUUGCCACUGUUUUUAAAAUUAGGUUUCACUAUUUAAUAAAAACUGACAGUAUGAAAUCACAUGUUAUUUGAGCUAUUUAUGGAACAUACAUGUGUGUACUACUGCAUCUUUUUGCACUAACUGCUUUUGUUCCCCCCAGAAAACCUGUUCUGCUUGAAUAGUCUAUAAGUUUUCAGCAGAUAUGGGUGAUACCUUUAGUGUAGUGAUACUCAACCCAACUACAUUCACUUGAAGGUAGACUUUCUUAAAACAUACAAGACAAUGAAAUGUUGCCCUCUGCUGUUUUGAUUUUGGGCAUUCUUUGUGAGUCUGUGAAUCUCUCCUAUGCGAGUCCCUCAACUUUAUGGAAAUGCAUACUAAAUUGCAUGAGUGCCCCUUUAACAUUGAAACUGUAAGUUGUGUGGUACCAUUCAUAAGAUGUCUGGAUUUCGAAGAUGUCUCCUAACCUUCUGCAUUUUAGGAUACUUUUUCUGCUGUUCCACCGCUUGGCAUGUAAAGAUGCCAAGCAACAUCAAAGGACUGGUGGGUUCCUGCCUUGUCAUCCCUUGCAGUUUUGACUACAUUCAGUAUCCACCUCACAAUCCACAUCGUGUGGUUUGGUACCAGUAUGUGAGUCGUGGAUAUCCUUUAGUAUAUGACGACUGGAACUCAAAUAAGGUCAUUGACAUAUUUAAAGGAAGAACACGUGUAUUGACUUCUAAACACAGGAAGAUAUGCAGUCUACAAAUCUCCUCAGUGAGCUGGUCUCACCACAGACAAAAGAUUUACCCCUGGGUAGAUCCAGAGAAUGUUGGGAGAAGCACCUAUCGAUUCUUUGAUACAACUGUAACAAUUGAUGUAGUGGGAAAACCAGAGAAACCUGAUAUUACGAUCUUUGGAAACAUGAAGGUUGGACAGUCCGUGACAGUGCAAUGCACUGUUUAUCAUACCUGUCCCACUAAUGCACCCACUCUGAGUCUCAACAUUCCACUGCAAAACCCCAAAAUAACUCAUAGCCCAAUGUCUGAUGGCACAUCCAAAACUACCAUGAUGACCACAUUAAACAUAGACAAUGACCACCAAACUCUUGAGUGCUCUGUCCGACACUCUGGCGGUCUCACUGCAACAGCCUCCAAAACCUUAAAUGCAGAAUGCUCCUAUUCACCUUUGACUAUCCAACCUACAUCGAAUGAGUUUCUUGAGGGACAGGAAAGCAAAGUAACCUGCACUGCCUUAUACACAUGUCCAAAACAUAUACCAACUCUCACAUGGAACUAUGUUAGCAUGCCAGCCUCAAGUAAUACUGACAAGAUUGUAAAUGCUGAGUGGAGGACUGUCUCCACACUGACAUUCAAAGCAUCAGCCAGGGAUCAUGGAAAAUCUCUGACAUGCUCUGCACGAUUCACUGGGGGUGAGAGGCAGACAGUGAGCAUCACCCUACGGGUAAAGAGAAAUAUGCUUAAUCGUGGUUGGUCCUUCACCACCCCUCGCAGCACCACAGGCAUGAGAGGCUCAUGUAUCAUCAUUCCUUGCAGUUUUAACUACAGUACCUCCCAGCCUGCUGACCUCCGAGUUAUAUGGUACUUGUUCAAGAACAAUGAAUACCCUCCUGUAUUUGACCAAAGACAGACUGUUAUUAGUAAGUUUAGAGGUAUAACCAGCUUGAUUGGAUCUGUGGAGGAAGGGAAUUGUAGUCUCAAGAUCGAGAGGCUGGAAAUGUCGCACAACCAGGACAGACUUUACCCAUGGGUAGACAAGAAUGAUAUUACCUCCUUCCACACCUUAGAUUCCACAUUUUAUGAAAAAACCUCUGAACUCAUUGUCUCAGACCGUGCACAGGAACCGCAGCUUAGCAUCAUGGGUGUUCCCAGGGUGGGAGAGCAGGGCAGAGUGUCCUGCAAUGUGCGCCACACAUGUAUCUCUGCUCCCCCCACCCUGACUCUAAGUGGUAUAUCUGGAACAGACAGCAUUAUGGAUACUCUGGUAUCUGAUGGGAUUUGGGAAAGGACAGUAGAGCAAAGCUGGUUUGUAAAAGAAGAGGACCAGAGUGUGAAGUGUACUGUUCGCUACCAUGGUGGUCAGGAAGCCACAAGUGAGCUCAGGCUGAAUGUUGAAUGCCCAUAUGAAAGAAUCACGAUUGAGAAGCCAGGCGAGGCAAUAGAGGGUGUGGCCAAGAGUGUCAUUUGUUCUGUUUCCUACAAGUGCAAGAAAAAUAAACCAACUAUUCUGUGGAACUACGAAGACAUGCAGAGUUCAUUACACACCAACGAGAGUUCCAGCAAUACCUAUACUACAGUGUCAAAUCUGACCUUUAUUGGCUCUCUUGGGGAUGACGGUAAAUCUUUGACCUGCACCGCUCAGUUCACUACUGGGGAGACCUCAGACUCUGCAACUCUUCAUAUAAAAAAAUAUAACAAACCACUUGAAGAAAUAGAUCCACAUGAAAAUGACAUGUCCUACGUUCUGGCGGCUGACGUUCCUUUCAGAUUCAGGGCCCUGACCCGCUCCUGUGUGGUGAUUCCCUGCAGCUUCCAGUACCAGGAAGAUGAGCCUCUCACACGUGGCAUCUGGUCCAAAAAAACUGGGGGCAUUGUCUAUCAUAACGCCCGGAGCCAAGUACUUGACCAUUUCAAAGACCGCACCAGAAUUUUAGGAGAACUGCAUGAGGGAAACUGCUCAUUAGAGAUUGAUGACAUCAAGCCCUUUGACAACGGGCCUUUUUGUUUCUAUGCAGAGAAAGGAAAUGACAAAUACAGAUUCAACAACAGCUGUGUUUUUAUUGUUAUGAAAGCUUCCCCAGAAAAACCGGUGAUGACCCAAGUUCCAACAGAAGUUGAUGCUGGCUCAACGAUUACUGUCUCAUGUUCUGUGACGCACACAUGUCCAUCACAUCCUCCAGAGUUCUCAUGGAGUGUCCCUAACCUCACCAGUGAGGUCAGGCACUCCUGGACGCAGCGGGGCAUCUGGGAGACCUCCUCCACUAUCACUUUCAUGGCCUCUGGAGGAGAUGGGGACAGAAACCUGACCUGCACUUCCAUCUCCUGGCGUGGAAAGCAACAAGCUAACACAGUCAAGCUGACUGUGAAGGGAUCACUGAUGUACCAGUUAAGAAGCUCUCUCCCAGUGAUCAUUCCAGUCUCAGCUCUCCUCAUUGUAAUCAUCCUGGCUGCAGUGUUUGGAGGGGUCAUCUACAGGAAAAGGAAGCGUUCUGAUGACUCGCUGAGACCACCACCUCGACCAGAGAAAAGGAGAUCACUAUGGGAUAGAUUUUCCAGGAGAUACCCUGAAGACAGGGAGAGACCUCCAAGGCCUGAAAAACGGAUGUCCUUUUGGAACAGAAUUUCUCGUAGAGCAGACGAUGGGCGCGUCGGGUGGCAAAAUGAGAGGAGACCAAAGAGGUCAUUCUGGAACAGAUUGUCAAGACACCAAGGCAAUACUGCAGACGUCAGUGUUGGCUAUUUAAACAACACUCACACUGUAACCUGUGGCAAUCAAAUCUCCAAACAACGCUUUCCAUCCCCGAAGGAUAACCGGAGACAGAGGCAUGAGUUCUAGUGGGUAUGUAAUGACCAGAGGAACAGUGACCUCACAAACUAUUAUAUCCAUAAAGGAGGUGAGUUGUUGACCCAAAAAGGCAGAGAUGCUGCCUGACCAAAAGCUGAACCUCACCCAGCCAGAGGGGGGAAGAAAGUACGGACGCUGGUGCUUCACAGGAAGAACCGA
This is a messenger RNA of Micropterus dolomieu (smallmouth bass), 5165 nucleotides long. Its product is annotated as myelin-associated glycoprotein. Lineage: Eukaryota; Metazoa; Chordata; Actinopteri; Centrarchiformes; Centrarchidae. The transcript has 22 exons. The record is from RefSeq and is a predicted model, not a curated record. Bases 1881 to 4997 code for a protein of 1038 amino acids.